Aspergillus candidus is the source of this 2112-nucleotide messenger RNA. RefSeq names its product glycoside hydrolase family 2 protein. Gene Ontology annotation, molecular function: hydrolase activity, hydrolyzing O-glycosyl compounds. The record is from RefSeq and is a predicted model, not a curated record. Bases 7 to 1968 code for a protein of 653 amino acids. Gene Ontology annotation, biological process: carbohydrate metabolic process. The transcript is spliced from 3 exons. NCBI's taxonomy places the organism in Eukaryota, Fungi, Ascomycota, Eurotiomycetes, Eurotiales, Aspergillaceae.
UCUCAAAUGACAAUGGAAUACCCUCGUCCUGACUUCCAGCGGUCCUCGCUUAACUGGACCUCACUCAAUGGUCCGUGGUCAUCUGCCUUUGAUGACACGGACGCUGGGCUCUCACAGUCCUGGCCGCAAACCGGUCUUCCAGCCUCCCAGACUCGACCCAUCAAGGUCCCCUAUGCCUUCCAGGCCCCCGCAUCAGGUAUCGGUCUGCGUGAAGCUCACGAAGUUAUCUGGUACGAGCGGACCAUCCGCGAUAUCCGUCUUGGAGGCCCCCCUGACCAGCGCCUGAUUCUCCGAUUUGGCGCCGUCGAUUAUGAGUGCUCCAUCUGGCUCGACGGCGUCCCAAUUGGUGGGCACACGGGCGGCCACGUACCUUUUGACCUGGACCUAACGGAUGCCUUUCGCUCGCUUGCAACUGACGGAGAGAGGAAAGAGACGGCCCGGCUAACCCUGCGCGUGCGUGACUCGCCCACCGACCUCGCUCAGCCCCGUGGAAAACAAUAUUGGGGGCCCGUACCGGAGAGCAUCUUCUACACACCCUCCAGCGGAAUCUGGCAGUCUGUCUGGCUGGAGAGCGUCCCUUCUAUGCGCAUCGGAUGCAGCGGUGCGGGGACCGUCCUGCGAUCGGACGAUAUCACUUCUGGGACACUGCACGCAGUCGUCGCAGUAACUGGGCGCCAGCCGGUCGCUGGGCCGGUCAGCAUCCAGAUCACCGCCAGUCUUGGGGGCAAAACAGUGAGCACAAGUCCUCGUUCACCCCUGACCAGUGAUAAAGAGUACGUGCGCGUCGACCUCGACGUGACGCUGCCUGCCGCGGACCGGCCUCGUGGGGGCGCGUUCGACGCCGACGGGGCCUGGCACGACAAUGGCACCGCGCUGUGGGCACCAGAGCAUCCUAUUCUCUACGACAUUGUGCUUCGUCUGUACGAUGUAGCAGGAAAUCUCGUCGACGAGGUCCAAACCACAACCGGAAUGCGCAGUCUCUCCUGGCAAAACGGCGACGGGACCUUCCGUCUCAACAACAAGCCUUACUUCCAGAUGUUGGUCCUAGACCAGGGCUACUGGCCCGAGACCGGACUGACCCCGCCGUCCGGCGAUGCCCUGCGUACGGACAUCGAGCUGGUCAAACGCGCAGGAUUCAACGGCUGUCGCAAGCACCAGAAGAUUGAGGACCCACUGUUUCUGUACUGGGCCGACCGACUGGGGUUCAUGGUGUGGGGGGAGAUCGCGAAUGGGUACGAGUACAGUCACGAGCUGGUAGAGCGCAUCACAGCCGAAUGGGCAGACUCAGUGCGGCGAGAUCGUAACCAUCCCAGCGUGGUGACCUGGACUCCAGGCAAUGAAAGCUGGGGGUAUCCGUCUCUGAAGGACGAUAUCGAGCAGCGGGACCACAUUCGAUGCCUCUACUAUCUGACCAAAUCCCUCGAUCCCAGCCGCCCCAUCAACGACAACUGCGGCUGGGAACAUGUCCAAACGGACCUCACCACGUACCACGAUUACAGCGACUCGGCCCAGCUGACGACCACCUGCGCCGAUUUCGAAAACGGCAUUCUUGGUCCCAAAGACAACGGCCACCGCGCCAUGUUCGUCGAGCCCGUCACUGCCGGCUCGGUCACGCUCGAUCCCGGCGCAAAGCACGCCCCCGGCGCGCCGGUCAUCUGCUCCGAGUUCGGAGGGGUGAACAUCAAGCCCCCGAAGGAUGUAGCCGCCUCGGACCGCGACUGGGGAUACACGACGGCGAGCAACGCGGCCGAUUUCCUGGUCCGGUUGGAGAAACUAGUGAUGGGGAUUGUGAAGGGGGGGUUUACCUGUGGGUUGGUCUAUACGCAGUUAUGCGAUGUCGAGCAAGAAGUCAAUGGGCUGUAUGCCUACGACCGCAGCGAGAAGGUCCCCCCAGCCGACAUCAAAGUCAUUAUGGACGCAGCAAAGGAUUACUACUUUCAACAUGUGGUGCCGAAAUCAAAGGCUUGACGGAUAGCUUUGCCGAUCAGAUGAAUGGGUAAUUACUGUAGGUCUUUCAUCCGAAAGACUUACAAGGUGUUGUUGAAAGAGGGGCAUGGCUUUGAAGGUUUCUUUGAAUUAGAUCUUUAAGAUUUACUGACGGGGCCGUCUUUG